AUGUCGCGACAGGGCAAGCCACCUGGAGGUAGUUCGACUAUGGGCUCGCUGAUAUUUGGUGGUGACGACAAUCAAUCGUCCUACCUUGACGACCGAAAAUCGCGUCGAUUUAAUCCUCAUCAACCUGAAGCUCCGGAGCAUGGCAAUAACGACAUCAAGACGCCCGAUGCAGGAGCUGCGGAGCUGUCGUACUACGCCAAACCGACGGCUGCACAGGAACUACGUGAUCGCGUUGCAGUUGCACCCGGAGCUGUCUCGUGGGAAACGCUGCAACAAAACACUGCAAUGGCCGUAGUUCGACGUGGCGAUUACUCGGGCAGUAGAUCGGACUACUUUGCGAACGGAAUGGGAGGCCAGGGCGGUGAAAACAACCAGCAGCGACGUACUCGUCGUAUGUUUGGCACUCCCAGCGGAAGCUCUUCGUUUAAACUAGGCUAG
Messenger RNA from Phytophthora nicotianae INRA-310, 438 nucleotides. RefSeq lists its product as hypothetical. The coding region runs from base 1 to 438 and encodes 145 amino acids. The record is from RefSeq and is a predicted model, not a curated record. The transcript has a single exon. NCBI's taxonomy places the organism in Eukaryota, Oomycota, Peronosporomycetes, Peronosporales, Peronosporaceae.